CUGUGGUAUUGGCGACCGGAAUGUGGAAACCUAAUAUUCCCAACAUAGACGGCAUUGAGAAAGCACUUGGUUACGAGAGUUUUCCCACUGCUCCGGAACUCUACGAGAACAAAAGUGUUCUGAUUUUAGGUGAGGCACACGGGACAUACUCAGUCUACAAUUUUCUAUUCCUUCAACACACUUUUAAAAUCUCUGUUGAUUUGGGCAGUGAAUAUGAUUUACAUUCGACCGUCUUCAUAUCCCGGUUUACAUUUCACGAUCUCACUGUAUCGCGAAUUUACACUUGUAUACAGGGAAUAUUAAACGUUUUAUCGCAGAUUUAUAUACAAUUUUAAUUGAGGUUAAAAUUAGGUAGUUUUAAGAGUCCAGAAAGUAUUUCAGAGCAAAGGAAGUGUUUAUAAGACUUUAAGAAAGUUUAAUAGCAGUGUGUAUAUAUAAAUUAAAAAUAUAAGGUCGCUACUUCGCGGAUUUUCGCCUAUCACCCUGAAAAAAGGGGGGGGGGUGUCGAACUCCCUCGAAAUAAGAUGAAGAAACACUAAUUUCUUUGUUGAUAAUGUGUGCUGAUUUUGAAGUUUCUUUUAACUAAGUAUUGCUACCGGAAUCUGUUUAAAGAACCAUAAUAUUUGGAUAAAAUCGGAAAUAGAUAUAUUCAGACUUAAAAAAGCCGUCUCCCAACAAUCGUAUACAGAUAUUUUCAUGAAAAUUAUAUCAGAUUGAAAGAAAUAUAUCAAUUUUUCAAAAUAAAAUUAUUUAUUGUAAUUAUAGGAUUUAUCUAUUUUCAAAUCUAAUGUUUCCAUUUGUUGUAGAUAUUCUAAUGUAAAAUUCCAAUUUAAGCAAACUCAUUUUUUGUCAAAUGACAAAAUAGUUAAAUAAUUACUUUUUAUUAUUUAAAAAUGGAGACAUUGUCAAUAGUUAUCGAUGACAUAAAAUAACACAUUAUUUUCUUGAAACACAUUUUUUUGGUGACAUAUUAUUUAGCAGGAAUUGGAUUGUCAACCACUAGAAAGAUAUCCAGCUAAUUGUAAUUACAUUUAAACUACACGUGGGACCGAACAAGUCCAUUAAGUUUUAAUGACAUAUAAAUAUUAUUUUGUUUGUUUGUUAAUUUGCCAAAACUCAGGCAUGGGAAACUCGGCCCUGGAGACGGCUGACUCUAUAUAUGGGCAUACACAGUACGUGCACAUUCUGACACGUCAGCCUGCUAUCAACAUGGCCUGGGAUACACAUUACGUCGGAGACAUAAGGUCAGCUCAUGGCAGAGGCGUAGCGUGGUGGGGGCAGGGGGGACAGAUGUCCCCGGGCGCCAGCUAGUUAGGGGCGCCAAAAUGUGCUUUGAUAUUAUUUUAUUGAUGAAAAUAAUGGGUUUGAGAGUUGAAAAAAAGAAAAAGGGGCGCUAAAAAUGGAUCUUGUCCCCGGGCGCGAAUCUUGUUCCCGGGCGCCAAACACCCUCGCUACGCCACUGGCUCAUGGGUUCUUAUUUCGUAACUUUUAAAGAAACAAAAAAUAUUUAUUUAAGAGAAAACAAAAACGAUAGAAAAGCUCUGGAUCGACACUCAAAAUUCCCUUUACACUCGAAGAGCUCUGCAGGUCUUAUGAUCGAGAUCAGAGACCUGUUUAAAUCUAGAACUCUAGAAAAGGUGUAUGGUAUGUAGGGUUUGUGGUUGAAGUUUCAGUUCCCCUUCCAAUUUUUUUUUCGUUUAAAGAAAUUACGUACGAUCUUAUACGCAUUUUUUUGUUACUUUACUAGUUGAAGUAGAUGUGCCUUUAUGAGAUGUCAAGAAUAUGGCAUGCGGUAUUUAUGUAGUCUGGAUAGCUUUACGUUUAUCAUGAGAGGCUGAGAUACAUUGAAAGAACAUUAAUUUGCUGAUGUAUGUCUUGGGAUGUUUUGAAACAAACGAUGUUUUCAAAAGUUGUGUCAUGAUUAAAAUAAAAAAAAAAAAUGGACCGAAUUUCAAUGUAAAAAUACUUGCAACUAAUAAGUAAAGAUAUGAAAAAGGGAUUAAAACAAAAAUUGUAUAUGUAAAAAAAUAAAUAAACGAAAACAGCACUGCCUCUCCACUGUAUACAAUAUAUUGCAUAGAUUAAAAGCAAAAUAGAGACUAGCUUAUCAAUCAAACUAGAACUGCCACGGGUUCAAAGGACAAUGGAAAUACAUUUUAAGGACGCCAAUGGUAUAUGGCUAGUUAAGUGAAGUGUUAUACAUAAAUUUGCUUUCAGGUAUGAACAAAACAAAAUUAAAUUAUGGAUGCAAGCUUAGUUGAGCUCAAAACUAUUUUUUUUAAAUCUCAGCAUUAAAUUAUUUUAUUGACAUAAAUAAACAUGUUAUAAAUGCACCAGCACAAUCGGAACAUUUGAUUUCUUUCUGUUCUAUUUAAAUUAUUAUGUUUCUAUUCUAUUCUACUCUUUUAUAUUGUGUUUUAUUCUAUUCUAUUCUGUUCUAAUAAAUUAUUAUGUUUCUAUUCUAUUCUGUUCUAAUAAAUUAUUAUGUUUCUAUUCUAUUCUGUUCUAAUAAAUUAUUAUGUUUCUAUUCUAUUCUGUUCUAAUAAAUUAUUAUGUUUCUAUUCUAUUCUGUUCUAAUUAAAUUAUUAUGUUUCUAUUCUAUUCUGUUCUAAUUAAAUUAUUAUGUUUCUAUUCUAUUCUACUCUUUUAUAUUGUGUUUUAUUCUAUUCUAUUCUUUUCUAUUAUAUUAUGUCCUAAUCUAUUUUAUUUUAUUUCUAUUGGGUUGUUUUGUAUUCUAUUCUAUUGUUCUCUACACUCGUCAGAUCAAUAAAUAACAACAUUCUGGACACGUUUCUACUCAAGUCCCUGGACGGCAUCACAUUCCUUGACCUGGAGGACGUCAGUCUCCAUGAGAGAGGGGGCAAAUAUUACGUCAUUGUGGACGGACAUGUACACACUAUAAUCCUAUAUGCUAUUAAUCUGCUCGCCUUUAUUUUCAAACGUUGAAGUAUUUUGUCCUAACAAUGUAUCUAUUUAUUCAUCGCCCGGGCUUUGGUGUUUAGCUUAAGAUGAUAUCUUGACGGUCUACUUUGGGCUUUAAACACCUUCCGGGCUUAGGAAAACGUGAACCAUCAUUAGCGGGCCAUUAAAGUAGAGUUAUAAAACAGUAUUUAAAUUGCGUUUCUUCCAUUGCGUUCUUCUUAUUAUUUUAAAUACUAUUUCCUUCAUUAUUUUUAAAUAAUAAGAAACAGAUACAAAUAAAAUUCAAUCGAAAUUCUUAAGGGUUUCAAUUACAGUAAGAACGGCCGGUAGGGAAUUUUCUGAUGAUUUGUAACCGUACGGGGACCGGCUCUUGAAAACCACUGCAUAAGGAAAUGCAUGACGUCAGAAUAAAGAUUGUUACUUCCCCUGACUGUAGAGAUCUUACUUUGUUUUUGCAAGUUUACAACAUAUCAUAAAUUUAUCCUAUUGCUACAUGCAAACGAUUUUAUUUUCAAACCCUAUUUUACUAAUUCUUAUAAAAAAGACAUAGAUAGACCUAAACUGUGAGGCCCAAAAUGUAAAUAAAUCUUUUUAAAAGUUGCGCUGAUCGAUUGUGAAUGUACUAGAACAGAAAUUGUUUCAAAAUUUCGUAAAAUCUACUUUCAGUAUCUGGGUUCUGAAUACAGCCGAACCAACAUCCCAGAUAACUUCGCUUUGAGGGGCGGAUAUGACGUAGUUAUCAGAUGCACGGGAUUCACUUUCGAUGCCUCCAUCUUUAAGUAAGCUGAUUCAUGCCGGGCUGUGUAGUCAACAUUUAAUCGUACAAGGCUUUUCGUACUUGUCAUAUAAUCCUCUCUGAGCUCACAGUCUCAUAAUGACAUUUUAUACAAGGUCACAUUUCAUAAGUUACAUUUACAACACCCCCAAACAUGAGGUAUUGGAUUUGAUCACGUACAUGCAUAUAACAUUUGGAAUAAGUGGUUUGGGGGGGGUGAGGUGGCGGUCCGCUACAGGCGGCAUUUUUGGCUCCCUACUUAUAGAAUACAAGGUUUCUGUUUGAUGUGUGAGAUGUACAUUGCAUUCUGUUUGAUGUGUGAGAUGUACAUUGCAUUCUGUUUGAUGUGUGAGAUGUACAUUGCAUUCUGUUUGAUGUGUGAGAUGUACAUUGCAGUUUUCGUGAGUAAAGGUGCUGAAAGAUCAAGAACCGUCCAGGGAGUCACAAACUUCUAAGAGACCCCCCGAACUUAAAAUGCGUCUCCCACGAAGCUUGCAUUUUAACAAUUUGUUUACAACUAAUUAAACUUUGUGCUUUCCUCCCCCACACCAGCGCCACACACAUCAGCAGACCCCCGGGUAAGGCCAAGAAGUACCCAGCCAUAAACCACGCCUAUGAAUCCAUUGACUUCCCCGGCCUGUUCGUCGCCGGCACUGCCUCGCAUUCCCUGGAUUUACGGAAGUCAGCUGGCGGAUUUAUUCACGGCUUCCGUUACACGAGUUAGUUCGUUUCGUUUGUCUUGCAUUCAUUGGUCUUAUUUACGAGCCUGUCACUGCCAGCUGUUUUUACAUUUCAACUUUUUACACUGAAUUGGAGACAGAAAAUUCUACAAAUAUUGGAGUUUGUUUAUAUAAUUUAUGAGUCGGUUAAGAAUCCAUUAAGAAAAGAAAGACCGAUACCUUUUCAACUUAGUUGAUAUUUUACUCAUCUUUGAUAGACAAAAAAAAUUAUUGUGACCAAGCAAAGGUUGCUGCUGCUCAUCCCAUAUCCACCAACACCAAAAAUGAUAUUGGUCAUGCCACAUGUUUUAAAAAUGAGUUAAACUAUUUAGUCGAUGGAUAUGUGCCUUGUUACAACCACGUGACUAUUUUCAGUCACUUGAUGUGACACCCAGUGUAAUUACGAAGACAGACUUGGAUCAUUUAGUGUUCAUGAGCCCGUUGUGUUAUGGCAACCAUGGUUUUUUGAGAGCAGUGGCGUAGGAAGGGGAGGGGCGGAACGAGUAUUCCGCCCCGGGUGGCAAAUUUUGUUUCUUUACACAGAGGGUGGUAUUUUCGGCCUAAUGUAAAUAUUUUUUUUUUUUAAAAUCUUGGCCCACCGCAGGCGGCACUUACCCUAGCUAUGCCACUGUUUACGAAGAACAAUACGAAGGUUAUACGAUAAAAUAUAACGAUGAUCUAUAAAUAUUAUUGCUAAGGUCAAGCCCUAAGCCGUCUCCUGGAGUGGCGUUAUGAGGGCGUGAGAUGGCCGUCUACAACAGUCCCGUUGGACCAAGUCCUGAAUCUAGUCGUCAAGAGACUCAAUGAAGGCUCGGGGUUUUAUCAAAUGUUCGGCAUACUCGGGGAUGUGCUCAUCAUAGACAGGUCAGCUUGAACCCUGCUGUUACAUCUUACAUUUAUUAACUUGUCGACUGACAUAUGCUCUACUACAAACCCCGCACCUGUUCAUUAUCAUUAUCAUCACUAUCACCAUUAACGGGGCCCGACCGCCCCUGCAGAGUUUUGAACCACAUCCUUUCAUUCAGAGCGUUCCAUGGCUUUUCGUCUUGAUGCGCCCCCCACCCCCCCCCCCUUACCUGCGAUGUAAAUCCGUCUCCACAUAAAUAAUCGGUCGGCAGUUGUCGGCAAUGGAACAGAAUGGGAUAUGGGAAGUACGACUUGUGGGGCCUCUGACGCAACAAUUUAACAUUUACUGGUGUACAUGUCCAUCUCAUUCUUGGUGGAGCGGUAAUCCACUUGCCUCUUGGUUUCUGCCUGUAAACCCCUUUUGCUCCUCUAUAACCUUGCAUCCUCUCGAGGUACCCAACGUAGCUUGCAUUUUUAAAUUGCCGCGACUAAUAGAUAGAUCUACGUGUAACUGGUAUAUUUCUGAAUUGUCCGAAUGAUCUAUUCAUCAUUAUCACCUACAGACCCUUGUACAGGUGUUCCCAUACUUAUUUAUUGACCAAUUUACGCCACAUGACCCAUUCCUCGGAUUCUGCAAACGCCUUUGCCACGAUUUUAAUAAAUUCGUGCUGUACAUGUAAGUUCAAGACACAUUAAGAAAUUUUAUUGCCAAUAGUGUUAUGCUAAUUUAUUUUCACACAAUCUCCAAUGUUAAACUCCUCCAUGUAUUCCUGCUUCAGGGAGAACGACACCGCCACCUACCUGGAGGAAUUCCCGGUCAACCUGCUGCCGCACCUUCUUGCCACGUCAGGGCACAAAGCAACUGAGGUAUGAUAGAAGUUUGGAUUGACAGCUGCAGCUGUCUAGUCUAACAUUGGUGUCUUAUCUUUCUCUCUCUCUCUCUCUUUCUUUCUCUCUCUUUCUCUCUCCCCCCUCUCUCUCUCUUUUAGCCGCUAAUGCCCCACACUAUGUCACCAGGUUAUCGUGGUCAUCCUGGACUAUGGAGCACCGGACAUGUACACCAGUAAAUUUGAAGCCGUCGCGUCAGAGGCCCACAAGUCGUACUUCCUACACCCCAUUCUGUUCCACUACCGACAACUGCCAACGGGUAUACUAAACAACAAAAAAAAAACAAAGCCUACCUAAGUUUCAUCUAUUAAAUACGAAUUAUUUAAUAAUCUCAUUACUUUUAGAUCAUUCUCAUUAAAUUUAACUUAUUCAGCAUUCGAUUAAAAAAUAUUUUUUUGGGUUAGGCCUGCUAUUUAUUUUCUGUCAAGGUAGUUUGACCAAUGAAGUAUAAAUAUAUAUUUUUUUUAAAGGCUAUGUUAAUGUCUAAUCUAGAAAACAAUGACGGUGGGAGUCUAUAAAAUAAAUUGACAUGACCAUGGGUUGUUACAUAUUGUAUUGGCUCUAAUGUUAAGGGAUUUACACAUUUAUUUUUAAACACUGUUUUCCGAAACACGAUUUAAAGUGGGGGGGGGGGGGGGGGUAAACUCUCUUGAAUGUGCCCCUGACCAAGAAUCUCAAUAUUUAUUGCAUGUUUUUCGUAUUGCCACUUGCGAACUUUCAGAACACGAUUUCGUUCACAAACAUCCCUACGAUCGUCUGCCCCGUCCUGACUCAAUACAUCAUGUGGUGGAAGAUUUCCUGGUCGUCUGGCAGUCAACCAAUGAACACAUCCGGCCUCUGAGGAGAUGGAUCGAAUCUGUCUUAAAUAGGGUAUACAUUUCUGUCAGUAACAAUUAUGGAAAUAUUCUCAACGUUAACUAUCUCUUCCUGAAUGAAUGGAUUAAUGAGCAUAGGCUUCACUUACUCGAUCAAUAACUUAACAAUUUUUUUUGGGUUAAGUUCUGCCCUUUGAAACGGAGCUAGUACAUAAGCUCUUUAUGCCCUCCACAAAACACCCCCACUCUCAGCCCGAGUAUCGGGCCGCGAAGCGGCACGUUGGAGAUCUCCCUUUGAAGAAAUUUCCAUCUUUCAAAAUUCCACCUCUUUUUAUUUGUAUUUUAUAAAGUAAACGUCUUUCACUGUAGUUAUAUCACUUUCAUUAAUGAUUAGAUCCAUUCACAGCACGUAAAAUUUAUAUUACAUGUAUUGGGUUAAGUCAUUUUGCUGGACUUUAUUCGUUAUUUAAGUCAUGCAGUGAGAAAUUUCUCUGACGUAUCCAAUUAUUUGAAUACCCUUUUCUCCUUUGGCGAAUUGAGCCGGGGGGAAAAAAUCUUCAAUGUUUAGAUAAAAAAAAAAAAAGAAUUUAUUUUCCUCAGCACCUUAUUAAACAAACAUUAGAUAGAGUUUAAUUUAUUGCUUUUGUUUUCUAGAAUCUCCGUCACUAUUUCUCUGACACAUGUUUCGAGAUGGCCAUGACCCACAGCACUGUUCCUGGAUCCUGUGAACGUGGCUUGCUCCGGGGCCAAGGUCUCUUUGGUACCCCUGAACUACGGGAGGUUGUUCAGACUCGUCGUGUUGUGAUGGCGUCUUUGUACUGACAUCAUCGGCCUCGACAUAACAAAGAAAACAAGAGAGUCUCGUUACAUGCAUCAUUGAAAUUGAAUUUGAUACAUAGUUUAUUUCGAAAAUAUCAGAAGGAGAAUAUUUUCCUCACAUUCACAGUAAAAAAAACAACUUCAUUAGCUUCUUUUAUGGGAAAAAAGUUGUUCUGAGAUUAAAACUAAAAAGAAAACACAUUAAUUAAUUAAGGCUUA
This is a messenger RNA of Lymnaea stagnalis (great pond snail), 8003 nucleotides long. NCBI's taxonomy places the organism in Eukaryota, Metazoa, Mollusca, Gastropoda, Lymnaeidae. The record is from the annotation of a GenBank genome assembly.